ACUUCUUAAUCUUUGUAUCUCUUCUGCAUCUAUUAUGAGGCAGAAAAUCCUUGUACUGAAUGAAAAAAGGCCCUGUGAGUUUAAGAGGGAAAAAAAAAAAAAAAUGAGUGAUGAGGAAAGGUCAGUUCAAGCAGAUCACUCAUCAUCUUAUUUAGCCAGUCCUGAAGAUGGGAAACCUCAAAUAGGUAGAAAAAGUGGCAGUCGCUUACAGGGAGUAAGUCCAUGAGGUCUGAGAGAGAACUUGAACACAGGGAGAUCAUCUGAGCAGACAGUAGUGUUUAUUCCUUUGAUAGGUAUUUUCAGUAAAGUCCAAAAGGUGGCUAAGAGUUUUAGAUCUCACCGGAUAUAAGAAGUGUUUGCCAUUCACUAGAUACCUAGAAGCUAAUUAUUGGUAAUAAUCAACUCAUGUUGACUUAAUGUGAUAUGCUUUUAUUCUGCUAAGACUUAGACAUCAAGCAGUCUCCCCUGGAUGAGGUUUGAGCUGUAACCACGGAGUACAUGACAUAUAUCAUUAGGCAGAAUGGUCCCUCCCCCACCAAAGAUGCCCACAUCAUAAUCCCCAGAACCUGUGACUGUGUUACCUUACGUGGCAAAAAGAACUUUGCCAUGUGAUUAAGGUUAAUAAGGGCCUUGAGAUGGGAAGAUAAUCCUGGAUUAUCCAGGUGCACCCAUUUUAAUGACAAGUCCUUAAAAGGAGCAAAUUUUUUCCUGGCUGUGGUCAGAGAAAUGACAAUAGAAGAAGGGUCGGAGAGAUGCAACGUUGCUGGAUUUGAAGGCAGAGAAAGGGUACCAGGAUCCAAGGAACUCAGGAAGCUUCUAGAUGCUGGAAAAGGCAAGGAAACAGAUUCUCCGCCAGAGACUCCAGAAAGGAAUGCAGCGCUGAUUGUAGCCCAGUAAGACCACUGAACUAUAGAACUGUUUUCAAAACAAGAACAGAGUUGCGAUCUUGGCAGAACUGGACAAAGAGAAAAGAAAAUUACUCAUGCAGAACCAAUCUUCAACAAAUCAUCCUGGAGCUAGCAUUGCACUCUCGAGACCCUCUCUUAAUAAGGACUUCCGGGAUCAUGCUGAGCAGCAGCAUAUUGCAGCCCAACAAAAGGCAGCUUUGCAGCACGCACAUGCACAUUCAUCUGGAUACUUCAUAACUCAAGACUCCGCAUUUGGGAAUCUUAUUCUUCCUGUCUUACCUCGCCUUGACCCAGAGUGAAGAAAAUAUUUGUAGCAAAGGCAACUAUAUCAGAUGCCAAAGCUACUAUCAUUUAGUGCUAUACAAACUGUGACUUACAGAAUUUUGGUGAACUUUUAUACUUUUUGCUUUUUUGAAAGAAAGGUAUGUGUAAGUCAAAGCAGAAGAGGAGGGUCACCAGGAGGAUGCGAGCUUUGGGAAGUGUACUCGCUGAGGAACUGAUGAUGCUACUUGUCACUGUUUUGUCACACAGAACAGUUCGGUUUUAGCUCCAAAUCAGACUCUGGAUUGGAUGGUCCCAUACAUUCACCCCCCGCCCCCAACUAGGUGGCCUGAAUAUAUCAUUGUCCACAAUAGACUUUCAUGAACCGUUUAUAUAUAGUACUUAACUUUAAAAAAAUGAGGGUGCUUUUAAAAAUGUGAACCAAUGGACUUAAAUAAGUUACAUUUAUAUUUGCUGUUUAUAGAAUUGCUAUAAGUGUAUCUUUUGUGUUUAUAGUCAACAUGUCGUCCUGAAAUCUUUAACUCAUAACUGUCUCUCCUGUUUUCAUUUUCAAAGAAAAUCUAAGAUACAAUUAAGUUACCAACAAAUCUUAAACAUCUUUUAUAAACCUAUGCCACUAUAAAUUAUGUGACUAAAUGCUAUUAAAAACAGUGAUAAGAGGGGUGCCUGGGUGGCUCAGUCUGGUUGAGCCUCCGAUUUUGGCUCAGGUCAUGAUCUCGUGUGAGUUCAAGCCCCGCGUCGGGCUCUGUGCUGACAGCUCAGAGCCUGGAACCUGUUUCAGAUUCUGUGUCUCCCUCUCUCUCUGACCCUCCCCCGUUCAUGCUCUGUCUCUCUGUCUCAAAAAUAAACGUUAAAAAAAAUUAAAAAAAAAAAAACAAAAAAACAGUGAUAAGAAAUGUGGUUUUAAAAUUUGUGCAUGCUCUUAUUAUUUAGUGUUACUACAUGUGUGGUGUCCCUGAGUUUUAUCGUCCAUUUUUGUUCUAAUUAAAAAUGUAUGCAAGUCAAGCCCCUUUUUAAUUUAAGGAGUUAGGUUAAGCAAGUUUCUCAAUAUGACACAUCUUCAACAGAAUCUGGGGUGCCUGUUUAAAUAGGCAGUGCCUCCUACCUUACUCCAGUCCUACAGAAUUAGAAUCUCUAAUUCAGAACAAAGUCUGAAAACUAUUGGUAGGGGAAUUCAAUUUUCACCACACACACACACACACACACACACACAUAUAUGUAUAUGUGUAUAUAUAUAUAUGUAUAUGUAUAUAUAUGUGUGUGUAUGUAUAUAUAAAGUCAUAGAUUUCUAUGUUCAUGAAACUUAGAGGUCAUUUAGCUAAAAUCUACGUUUUUUUCUUACCUUUAAUAGGACUGAAAUUAUAUUUUAUACUAUAUCACAGAUAUAGUAUUUUAUAGCUACUUAUAAUUGACCUGAUAUUAGCCUUGAGUCCCCAUCAUCUCUGGUGGUAGGAACUGAAACUUAAAAUUCCAGUUUAGGUCAAUAUUUAAUCGAAGUUCAUCUCCCUUUUCAAAGGGUUUCUUUCCCUCCUUCCCUAGAUAUUUGCAACAACCGCUUAGCUCUGUUAACCCAAACUAAUUAAAGCAAGGAUGGACAAUUCUAGACUUGGCUGUGCCAUUUAGAUUCUUGAGAAUUUGAACUGAUUUUCUGCAUUUGGGUGAGGUGGCAGUUGUUCCAUUGUAAUGGUCAUUAUUACAGCAAAGGUGCCCUUACUCCCUGCUGCUGAGGAGCUCCCAGGGACCCCUGGCCCCUGUCCUGCCUCAGGCCCAUCCAGUUCUUCUUUGGGACUUCUACAGUGGCCCUCAUUUUCUUGAACUGUUUUGACAGUUUCUGUUCUGUGCAACCCACAACUGACUGGCAUGGUUCUAAAUUUAUCUAUUGAUGCUAAGAAGGUAAAACAUUUGGAUUGUAUACUUUUUAUACUGUUGAAGCCUCUACCUAAUGUGUGACUUAUAUAACCUAGAUAAAGAGAUCUUUUUUACAGUGGUAUCUUUUCUAGUCUCUUAGCCUUUUAUUUAUUUGUUUUUUAUUUUUGAGAGAGAGAUCGUGAGUGGGGGAGGGGCAGAGAGAGGAGGGUACAGAGGGUUUAAAGCAGGCUCAGUGCUGACAGCAGUGAGCCCGAUGAGGGGCUUGAACCCACGAACCGGGAGCUUCCGCCCACAAACCGUGAGAUCAUGACCUGAGCCAAAGUCAGAUGCUUAACCAACUAAGCCACCCAGGCGCCCCAGUCUUAGCCUUUUAAAUAGAUGUUGCUAAAUCCUGCAGUCCGGGCUAGUAAGCACUUCCUUGCACUCCUCUCCUGGGAGUCACUUACAAAUUCAGUUCUAUUCCGUAUGUAUUUGUUAAUACACAUCCUGUAAAACAUUGUAGUAUGGUGGGGGGAACAGGAGGCCUGCUCUGAAGGAAGUCACAGUAGAGAGGAGCCUGUUGUGGCAUAGCAGAAAUGAUAAGGAAGCCAGAGGGCAGUGUACCAUAGAAGAGGCAUUCAGAACACAAAGCAUUCUAAACAGGCCUGGAAGUAUUGGUCCGAUUUUACCUGGAAGGGCAGGAAGAGCUGCUCCAGGCAAAAGUCAGGAUUUCAUAUCAGAAGUAGGAAGUAAGACCAUUGGGAAGGCUGCGGAGGAUAAUGGGAAGGGCAGGGGGCCAGUCAGAAGGCCUAGGUGAGGCUUCAACAUUGCUUCCCGCCCCCCCCCCCCCCCCACAGUAUGGGUGAAUAGGGGUAACUCAUUCAGCCUCUCUUGGCAUGUCACUCUGUCUCACCUGUAAAAUAGGAACAGCACCCACUCUGCCUACUUCAUAAAUUGUCUAGACCAGUAUUUUUCCGAGUGCAGGCCUCAACCUGUUACUAAAUUGAGAAGCCAACUUAAUGGCUUUAAUGGGGUGUGACCAGCAUUUUUUCUUUUUUUUGAAAAAAUAGCAUGAGAGUGCAUGGCAUGUGGUAAUAGGAGAUUUUGUUUCACGAGUCUUCUAUUUCCAUGUGUGUGUGUGUUUUGCUUGUUUUGUUUGUUGUACUAGUAUGUAAGAUCUCUGAGGUGAGGAUUUGUUUCCUUCCCUCCCCUCCUCUUUGUUCACUACUGUAUUCUGUUUAGUUUUUGGCAUAUAGUAGGUGGCCAGUACCUGCUUAUUGAGGGAAUGAAUGGAUAUAUAUGACCUGGGUCGUGAUGGAGAAGGUAUUUGUUUUGUUUUUUUUCAGUGAGUCACCCCAAGAAAAAGUCUUGAAAGCCACUGCUCAAAAAUACAGAUAAUAGUGCUUUGUAUGAUUCUGUAAUAAAAACUAAAAUGACUCACUGAUUUCAAACAGA
Messenger RNA from Panthera uncia (snow leopard), 4493 nucleotides. It is a transcript of the gene INIP, whose product is annotated as INTS3 and NABP interacting protein. Bases 983 to 1207 code for a protein of 74 amino acids. NCBI's taxonomy places the organism in Eukaryota, Metazoa, Chordata, Mammalia, Carnivora, Felidae. Gene Ontology annotation, biological process: DNA repair. Gene Ontology annotation, cellular component: SOSS complex; nucleus; nucleoplasm. The transcript is spliced from 4 exons. The record is from RefSeq and is a predicted model, not a curated record.